Penicillium cataractarum is the source of this 1062-nucleotide messenger RNA. RefSeq names its product CCDC174 family protein. Bases 1 to 1062 code for a protein of 353 amino acids. NCBI's taxonomy places the organism in Eukaryota, Fungi, Ascomycota, Eurotiomycetes, Eurotiales, Aspergillaceae. Gene Ontology annotation, cellular component: nucleus. The transcript has a single exon. The record is from RefSeq and is a predicted model, not a curated record.
AUGGCCUCGGAACAGUCAUCGCUGUACGGCAAACCCAAGGCCAAAUCAUCUAAGACACAAGAGAUCACAUCAUCGUCCAACCUCGCUUUCACCAGCCAACUAUCCUCCCUCAUCUCCCAGGGCUCUGGCACAACCUCUCACGGACGCCCACGACCAUCCAAGACCUCCAAAAGCGACCUUUUCGCAAAGAAAAACAAAGGCGCCGAGAAGCGCGCUGCUGCAGAUCUCCAGGAUGAUGACCACCAUGUCUCCAAUCAAGUACAUAAGCGAAGCCGUGACAUUGGGGCAAUCGAUGGCGCCACCUUGAAUCGAUCCAAGCAACGGAUGGCGAAGAAAGUGCGCAUGUACGAGGAUAUGAAGAAGGGAGUGCACCUCACUGGUGAAGAUAGUGAUGAGGAUGGAGGAGACGAUUACAUAUCACGAUUGCGACGCAGAGAGAAAGCCGGACUGGUCGACUUUGAUACGAAAUGGGCCGACGAGGAGCGCAAGAAAAGUGGCUCCGGUGACGAAGACGAAGAAAAUGAGGACGACGACAAUGCUUCCGUUGUUUCCUACGAAGACGAGUUUGGUCGAACGCGUCACGGCACCAGGGCCGAGGCUGCACGCGCAGCCCGCACCAAAGAGGAAGAAGAGAAUCGCGGUCGAGCUACAGAGGAACGCUGGCGACCCUCACGGCCAGAAAACCUGAUCUACGGUGAAGCCAUUCAAUCCCAAGCUUUCAAUCCAGACGCGAACAUCGCGGCGCAAAUGGCCCGCCUCGCAGCCAAGCGAGACCUAUCACCCGAGCCGGAAUUUGCACACUACGACGCCGAUGCCGAAGUUCGCAAUCGCGGAACGGGCUUCUAUGCAUUUUCACAGGACCAGGAGGAAAGAAAGAAGCAGAUGGAGGAGUUGAAGAAGGCUCGCGAGGAGACGCAGCGGCGGCGAGAGAAAUUGGCAGCCAGGGAGGCUGAGCGACGGGCUGAACUCGAAGAGCGACGACGACAAAUUCAGGUACUCCGGAAUAGGAGACUUGCGGAACAAUCUAUGGCCACGUUGGUGACUCCGCCGCCGGAAACAUGA